AUGGGCAAGCUCUGUUUGAAAGAGCUUGAACCGGAAACUCAGGAAAGAGUCAUGCAAACAAUACGCGAAGACUCAAAUACAAACUAUGACAAAAUCUUUCUAGGAUAUUGGUUACCUGAGAUGGGCGACCAGAGCCCAAAGGCAAAAAGGACACGUGAAAUUUACAACAUACUAGGUGAACAUGAGGCAAAGAUGCAACAACUUGAAGCAGAGGGCAAGUUACCAAAAGCGACACCAAAGAAGAAGAGUAGAACAAAGUAA
Molecule: messenger RNA, 261 nt
Organism: Trichomonas vaginalis G3
Lineage: Eukaryota; Parabasalia; Trichomonadida; Trichomonadidae
Product: protein of unknown function, DUF4106 family
Exons: 1
Coding region: 1-261 (86 amino acids)
Source: RefSeq, a predicted model, not a curated record